AUGUCCAACAGCAGCUCCAUCAGCCACUUCCUCCUGCUGGCAUUGGCAGACACAUGGCAGCUGCAGCUCCUGCACUUCUGCCUCUUGCUGGGCAUCUCCCUGGCUGCUCUUCUGGGCAACGGCCUCAUCAUCAGCACCAUAGCCUGCAGCCACCACCUGCACAUACCCAUGUUCUUCUUCCUGCUCAACCUGGCCCUCAGCGACCUGGGCAUGAUCUGCACCACUGUCCCCAAAGCCAUGCACAAUUCCCUCUGGGACACCAGGAACAUCUCUUACACAGGAUGUGCUGCUCAGCUCUUUUUCUUUAUGUUCUUCAUCUCAGCAGAGUUUUAUCUCCUGACCAUCAUGUGCUACGACCGCUACGUGUCCAUCUGCAAACCUCUGCACUACGGUACCCUCCUGGGCAGCAGAGCUUGUGCCCACAUGUCAGCAGCUGCCUGGGCCAGUGCCUUUCUCAAUGCUCUCAUGCACACGGCCAAUACAUUUUCACUUCCCCUGUGCCAUGGCAAUGCCCUGGGCCAGUUUUUCUGUGCAAUCCCAGAGAUUCUCAAGCUCUCCUGUUCACACUCAAACCUCAGGGAACAUGGGCUAAUUUCUAUUAGUUCCUUUUCAGCAUUAGGCUGUUUUGUGUUCAUUGUUUUCUCCUAUGUGCAGAUCUUCAGGGCUGUGAUGAGGAUCCCCUCUGAGCAGGGACGGCAAAAAGCUUUUUCCACCUGCCUCCCUCACCUUGCUGUGGUCUCCCUGUUCAUCACCACUGUUAUUUUUGCUCACAUGAAGCCCCCCUCCCUGUCCUCCCAAUCCCUGGAUCUGACCCUGUCAGUUCUGUACUCGAUAGUGCCUCCAGCCCUGAAUCCCCUCAUCUACAGCCUGAGGAACAAGGAGCUCAUGGCUGCAGUCUGGAGACUGAUGACUGGAUGGACUCUCUGGGACAAGGGAACUCUGCUCUGGGUCCGCCAGUGA
This is a messenger RNA of Melospiza georgiana, 960 nucleotides long. Its product is annotated as olfactory receptor 14C36-like. Gene Ontology annotation, biological process: G protein-coupled receptor signaling pathway. Gene Ontology annotation, molecular function: olfactory receptor activity; G protein-coupled receptor activity. NCBI's taxonomy places the organism in Eukaryota, Metazoa, Chordata, Aves, Passeriformes, Passerellidae. Bases 1 to 960 code for a protein of 319 amino acids. The transcript is spliced from 3 exons. Gene Ontology annotation, cellular component: membrane. The record is from RefSeq and is a predicted model, not a curated record.